AAACAACAUCCACGAGGACUUCUUACUGUUACUGCAGUGGCAAUAGUACGGAAUACUCGCGAGGUCGCCUCGUCGAUGCUGCGUGAGCGCACAGCGCCGUGGGAUGCGAAAUCGCAUCUCUAGUCUGCUGAUUUUGAUCUUUUGCCAUUCAUGAAUAUUCAAAUGAUGUAUAAAUAAUGUGUUGUUUUAUUAAUUGAAGAUGCGGAGCAGUCGCAUUCGAGUAUUUAGUGCCAGUUAGUAUUCGAGCCAGUUCGAGAGUUACAUAAGUGGGCAGUAAACAGUGCAAAUCGCGAAGUGUUCGUGACAACCAGGUGGGAAGAAUCAGUGCAAGUGACUUAAGUACGAUCAAAGGCGUGCGACGCCUUCGAUUAAGGUGCAGUGAGCCGAUAUCGAAAUGCUUAUCAAUGUCUGCUGAGAGAAAGAGACGGAGACAGUGAAAACUGAAGGUUAACUGAUAGUGAUACCGCUAUGGUGUUUAUGGCGCUACGAAGUAUGUUGAAUGAAAAUAGUGUGGAAGUCGGAGUAUAGCGUAGACAUUGUGAACUGACCCGUUAGUCAUCAGCUGAAAUAGGAAUGGGGAUUAUCGGGUGUGUCGUUUUAUCGAAGCGGGAGGCACCCCCUUUCUGGGCCUGCUAUACAGUCGACCUGGUAUGGAUGGCUACAACGACUACCAGCUUGCGCGACGAUGACGACGACGAUGAUGACGGCAACGGAUGCCGAGACCGAUGGAUGACUACCACUUUGGAAGUCAUUAGGCCAGCAGUGCCUUUUGUUGUUUUAUAUAGACUAGAGCAGCAAGUCGUCGUGACAGUUUGGAAGCGGUGAUGUGACCUUAUAGCCUACACCGAGUCGACCGGCUUAACUUUAUUUUACCGCUGAAUUCGGUUUGUAUAGGUGAACUCAAACGAUGUGUAUGUGACUUAAUUGCACGGUUUCGUGAACCUUGUUGACAAUCGAUCGCCAUAGUACGAGAUCAAAUCGCGAAGAACGAAGAACCACCGGCAGCAACCACCAGAGAGUGAGGGUGUGUUACGCCUCAAGUGUUUUCAAAAUGCAUUCACGUGUUCGGAUUGAACCGUUGCUGUUGUUGUUGGUAUGCAUAGCAUUAAUUAACGGAACUGAUCCAACGAUUGGUGAAUCUCUAAAUAGCACCGUUAGUGAAGUGGAAAACAGCAUUGAAUCAUCGAAGCAAGCGGUCGCAAACUCAACCGGUACCUUAAACAUUUCGGAAGUAAAUACGCAGGUUCCACCGGUUGUCCAAACAACUGAACCGGCGGUGACAACGACCCAAGGAGUAUCGGCGCCAACGACCACGUCUGUGAUGACCACGACGACAACAACAACAAGAGCAACAAAGGUAACGACGACGAGUACGACUGUCGUCACGCCUGGGUCGCCUCCAGACGUAGGCGCCGCUGAAAGUUAUGAUACGCCACCCAACUGUUCGCAAUUUCCGCUAUCACCCCACCAGCCGGUGUACGACAAAAAUUCCCUGAUCAACAAGUGCUGCCCGUUCGGGGAAAUAUUCGAACCGGCUGGCAAUGGACGCUUCCGGUGUACCCCCGGCCAGCGAACGCUGGACGUGGAAACAAUCUACGCCGUAUUCUACGGCGACUCCGAGUGUAUCGAGGACAAGGAAAACAAACUACACUUCAACUACCAGCCGAACGACUCUUGCUUUGGCAAUAAUCAAACCUUUCAGUACAGCAAAGAGCAGGGAGAUCAGCUGUUUGUAAUUCAGAACGGAUCGCUGCUGGUGCUGGAGGAAGGUGGCUUCAUGUCGGUGUUCGAUUGGUACUGCGUCGAGGUCGAUACCAAGUCGAGACUUCUGGCGAAAGCUUGCGAUGAGGUGACACCGAUCAUUCUGCAAUCGACAGCAGUUUUGAUCUACAUUGGAAUGGUGAUUGCUUCUGUAACGCUACUAUUUACGUGUCUGGCGUAUGCACUUGUGCCGAGAUUAAACGAUGCUUUUGGCUAUCUGCUGGCCGGACAUUCUGGGGCGUUCCUGGUGGGGUUGAUUAUGAUGACGCUAGCGGUUUGCGGUGAGCGAUGUAUCGAGCCGAGUAAUGUUGAUGUGGUUCAAAUAUUCGCCCAGAUAUUUCUGAUGUCAUCAAUUUAUGCGUUCGUUUUCAUGAACGUAUUCAACUACGCGUACGCCGCUUACUACCUCCCUAACGGACUGGAAUUUGAUACCAAGAACAAACGAGACAUGUUUGUUUGUCUAGGUGUUCUUUACACAAUAACACUCAUACCUUUGUUUCUACCAUGGAGACAUUCACUCAUAUUCCAUCUCAUCUUGUAUAUCUACUACCUCGUGAUAGCUGUAGUGCUUUACCUCAGCCAUCGGACCAUCCGAACGCUGGCGGAUAGCAAAUUCGUUAGGUUCACGGUUUCUCAGCAGAACUACAACGAGCUGACCUAUACGGAAGCGGUCAAUGCUCAGCCUCGAAUCAACGGGGAACGACUGAAGGAUGUGAGAGGACUGAACCGCCUCUGCACCAUAGAAGCCAUCUUUACUCUAGUCUGUUGGAUUAUGUUCAGUUCGCUGGCGCGCAGCAUAGACAGUCAGCAUGACAUUUUCCGGAUCGGGGCUGCCUACGCCGUUAUCUUUCAGGGACUGCUGAUUGGAGUGCUGUUCGUGGGCGGUCGGAAAAAGUGGACCAUCAUACGGGAGUGCUGGAACUAUUCCGGUUCGAUCGAUUUGAGGGCUCUGGAGAUGGAGCGGGAAAUGUUGACGCUGGAACGGAAAACUCCACUGCCGACGUAGAUCAUGUAGGUGGACGCUUCCAACGGGUGGGAGGACAAUAAACGACUUAUUUAAUUGCAUUAGGGAUCCAUAGAGCGAAUUAUGAAACCAGGUUAAGUUUACAAAUAGUUUAACUGUGUGACUGAUAGAAGAGCGAGUGAAGGCGCUUUAACCUAGGCUUAUUAGCCAGGGCAAAGUGUAAAUACCUCUGUCCCAUCCCAAAGGACCAAAGGAGUGACAAUAACCUUCUUAGCCAAGUCACUCCCAACGAUUUAUUAUAUUCCCUUUAAACUGAAACGGUCGGUACGGUUGUCCUCGUUUCUUCCUCCUUUAAGAUUCAAAACAAUUCGUUAAUUAAAUUAUUCACUAAAUGAAUAAUUUAAUUGCCGUCUAAUUUUGAAACAUCAUCAAACCCUCUGCACAGUAGGCGUGGCCGUUUUAAUAUUUGCGACAUAUGAAAAUAUGCUUCAAAUAUUAAUAUUGACAAGAAAAACACUACAGACUAACUGUGGUGUUUUCCAGGAUGCUUUUCAAUACUGGCUGUGUAAGGGUUAGAAUAGAAUAGAAUAGAAUAGUGUGACUGAUAGAAGGUGUGCUAGUUGCAAUUUUUAGCAGUUAACAGCAAAUUACCAUUGCAUAGCGGUAUCAUUGAGCAUAAAGAUAUAGUCUUGAGGUGAUAAGUAAAAUAAUACCUAAAACUACUAAGAUAGGAUCAGAUAGGCUAUAAUAUUUUUAGAUAGUUUGUGAUUGUGGCAAAUGACCUUCUAUGGGAGGAAGACUUAACGUUCGGAUACCCAAAAAAUGGCAGUCUUCAAUCGAGUAUUGUAAUUAAUUAAUUGAGCUCAAUUGAAAUAUAAUGUUGAACAAUAAACCAAAAUUAUACCUAUAAGUAUGCACUUACAUUAAGUAUUGAAUAUUUUUAAAAUUCGUGUAGUAUAAAAAAUUAAUAAAAUUAUUCAUCCUUAUUGUU
Topomyia yanbarensis is the source of this 3716-nucleotide messenger RNA. RefSeq lists its product as uncharacterized. NCBI's taxonomy places the organism in Eukaryota, Metazoa, Arthropoda, Insecta, Diptera, Culicidae. The coding region runs from base 1052 to 2767 and encodes 571 amino acids. The transcript is spliced from 6 exons. The record is from RefSeq and is a predicted model, not a curated record. Gene Ontology annotation, molecular function: G protein-coupled receptor activity.